AUGAAAACUCAGCUCGACAUCUUCUCUGUUCAAAUAGUCUCAAAGUACUUUAAUAAAGCGAAUGAUUAUCUUAACAUAAUUCAAGUCUGUUCUAAAUUUAAGAACUUACUCGACCGAUUUCGGUAUAACCCAAUACCAAUCAGUUCAAUGAAACUCUUUCCGUGCAUUCAAACGCAAUACCUCUACUCUGAGAAUGACCAAAUUUUCCUCCCAAAGCGUUCAGUCGUUUGUUACGAAAUUGCUCUUUACAAAAUUAGAUAUUUUUCAGAACCACUUUUAAGACCACCAAAACACGUUGUUUUCACUAAAUCGGAUUCUUCUGAAUUCUUCUCUGAGACCAUUGCGGAUGUCCCGGAGAUCGUUUCCGUAUACGGUCCAAGUGGGUUCUCGCGAAAUUUGGUAAGUGGGGACGUUGACAUCCCAAAUAGGAUCACAAAAAUAGAGGAAGCGGCCUUCUCUGGGAAUUCGGCGAUACACGCUGUUAAUGUGCCAAGCACUAUUUUUGACAUCCCACCGAGCGUGUUUUAUGGGUGUUACAACUUAAGGAGUGUGCGACUUUCAGAGAGUGUGACUUCUAUUGGCGCCUGUGCCUUUGAAAAUUGCAGAUUCGACAAAUUUGAUAUGCCAAAAGGAGUGAAAUAUAUCGGAAAUGUGGCAUUUUAUGGAUGUUCGGUGUUGAGUGAAAUCACAAUUUCUGAUGCCGUUAAAGUGAUUAAUAGAAACACUUUUGCGUAUUGUAAUUCGCUGACCCGUGUAAUUCUCCCACUAAAUUUGGUUGCUAUAAAAAUGAACGCCUUCCAUAAUUGUGUAAAUUUGAGUACUAUAAAAAUACCACAGAAAGUUAUUUUUAUCGAAAGUGAAGCGUUUUUAUAUUGUUCCAAUUUAAGGGAAAUUGAGAUCCCAAAAAGGUGUUUAGUCCAACACUCUGCGUUUAAACAGUGUUUUAAUUUAACUCAAUUGAAUGUUCCAAAUAUCAAUGGCUUUUUGUUGAACAAAAUUAACAAAGAGGAAAUUAAAAUAUAUAAAGAAUUGUACACUGAAUUUGAAUGCAAAAAGGACGUGUUUUUGGAAGAAAAGGUACACACAACAAAUUUAAAUAUAAAUCCAACAAAUAACACUAAAAUAAUACAAAACAUGAAUUUAAUGGUAAAUUGUUUAAAAAAUAAUGUGAGUUUAUCCAAAAUUGUAUUACAAAAUGUGAAGAAAUUGGGAGAAAAUUGCUUUGAAAAUUGUUUUCAUCUUUCUGAAAUUUCAGGGCUGAAAGAUGUGAUAAAAAUAGGAAACGAAUGUUUUAAAAAUUGCGAAAAGUUGAGUGCCAUAGAGUUGAGUCCAACAGCUUCUGUUGGUGUCAACUGUUUUUGUAAUUGCACAUCGCUCAAAACACUUGAAAUUCCAAAUAUAGACAAAGUUGUUUAUUUUAAAGUUUCUAAUUAUGAUUGUGACGUUUUAGAGCGAUUUGGUUACACAUUCAAAUUGAUUCGCUUGAUUUUUGAUGAUUUGGUUGACAUUCACAAAUAUGAAAGUAAACAAUUUGAAACCGUUGAAUUUGAGUGGAUUGGUAAAUACAACAAUAUUCAAUUCCCAUCACAUUUUGUUAUUCCCAAAAAUGUCACAAAAAUUGGAUCAUUUUUUUUCUCAGGAAAUAACGUUCAGUCAAUCAAAAUGUGUGGGGUUAAAGAGAUCGGUGAUUUUUGUUUCUCUAAUUGCAUUGCAUUGACAAAUAUAGAAUUUCCAUCUUCGUUGACCAAAAUCGGAGAUUCUGUGUUUUUCAAUUCUCUCACCAAUUUAAAAAAUUUCGCAUUUCCAAAUCCGGCGAAUGUAAACAUAAAAACAUUUGAUGGUUUUGUCAAUGAAAUUCAGGCCGAAAAGUUGAGUGAAUUGCAUGUUGUGUGUCCAAAAGUGAAUUUUGGAGAAAACUUGUUUUGUGACGAAGAGCAAAAGUUGUAUGGGAACGUUACUUUUAAACAAAAACAGCAGACUGAACUUUUGGAAGUCAAAAGUGGAUUUCAAAUAAUUGGAAGACAAUGUUGUUAUUAUUGGGAAUAUUUGCAAAGUGUUGUUCUCCCUUUUGGAAUUAAAGAAAUACAAAAUUCGUCAUUUAAAAAUUGUUACAGUUUAUCACACAUAGAUUUGCCAAAUACACUCACAAAAAUUGGGAAAUUGGCCUUUAAAGACAAUUUUUCUCUUCAACAAAUCGAACUUCCUAUUUCGGUAAUAAGUGUUGGGAAGAAAGCAUUUUACAAUUGCAGAACACUUUCAAAAAUUGUUUCAACAAAAAUUGUUUUUAAAAAGAAAAAAGUUUUUGCAAAAUGCGUUUCACUUGUGGAUUUUCAAUUUGUAAAAUCUGAUGACUUUCCAAGUAAAUUUUUGUGCCAAAAAUACAGAAAAACGUUUAAAAUGAAUUUUGAAAUGAAACACGUUGAGAUUCCAGAAGAAGUGGAAUUUAUAACAAAUUGUUCAUUCACAGGGAUGUGUAGUUUAAUGGAUAUAAAAUUGGAUAAUGUUAUUUCACUUGGAGACUUCGCAUUUUCCAAUUGUAUUUCACUUUCCAAAAUUGAAUUUGUAAGAAAUGCGAAAUUGGAACAUAUUGGAGCAUUUUGUUUCUUUAAUUGUACUAAUCUUCUUGAUAUCAAUAAAAUCGAUUACUCAAAAGUAAAAUUUAUUGGGAAAUUUGCUUUUAAAAACUGUUUCAAAAUUGAGAGAGAAGUUUUGAAAAAUUUGACACAUAAUGCAUUUGAAAACAUUUUUGGAGAUUCACAAAAUACUCAGACAAUAAAAUAUUAUAAAGAAGAAGAAAAUCUAUUUGAAGAAGUUAUUGAAGACUCUGGUAAUUUGUGGAGUGGUGACAUUAUAAGUAAACGAGUUCACUUCAAAAAAAUAAUUUAA
This is a messenger RNA of Entamoeba invadens IP1, 2886 nucleotides long. RefSeq lists its product as hypothetical. NCBI's taxonomy places the organism in Eukaryota, Evosea, Mastigamoebida, Endamoebidae. The record is from RefSeq and is a predicted model, not a curated record. The transcript has a single exon. Bases 1 to 2886 code for a protein of 961 amino acids.